Messenger RNA from Racocetra fulgida, 393 nucleotides. NCBI's taxonomy places the organism in Eukaryota, Fungi, Glomeromycota, Glomeromycetes, Diversisporales, Gigasporaceae. The record is from the annotation of a GenBank genome assembly.
AUGUCAUCCAAUGCCAUCAUUAGUACUAUUAAGGCAUACAUCGACCAAUCAAUGGCAGCACAAAUGGAUUUGAUAAACAAGAUGAACGAACGACUAGACCUCUUCAACCAACAGCAAAACUCAGACCUCCAAAGCAACCCAACACAGCAGGGCAGCGGCCCAAGUCACAAUCAUGACUUUGAUCUGACCUCGCUUCAACAAGCAGACAAUCAGAAUAAAGACAUAUCAACACAGCAAUGUAAUUGCCCACUAACCCCCCUAUUAAAUAACUUGUUGAUAAAUUUCGGAACCACCAGCCCACAAAAUAUAACAGGCAGUGACGAAAUAGAACUUAAACUGCAGGACGAUAAAAUGAUAACAAAAGAAAUAAGUCAACAACCACUGCAACAAUAA